CUCAAGGUGAAGUAACCAUAUCUGCACAAUGGCGACUGUGUUUCUUUAUAUUUUGCUGCUUUUCUUUGGAAUAGGAAUAUGUCAAAUUGAAAUUCGAUCAAGCAUUUCAAGCAAAUCUCAAUGUUCCUCGGAAAAAGACGGAUGCAUCUCUCUGUCAUUCAACUCGGUACAAGAUUUGGAAAACAAACUUGAGGACAAAAAUUUCCAAGACCGUCUUGCUGAGCAGAUUAAAAGACAGCUAUUGAACGAAGCAGAUAAACCAACGUCACCAGAGGAAAAUGUUGACCAACUUCUUUUCAUCAAUAAAAGCAUGACGUACAAACAAUCGAAAGAGUACUGUCAUAAUAUGAGCCGAAAUUUAGUAUCUGGUUAUAUUCGCAAUAAAACUGUGCUCAAUUUUACAAAGAUUGGAGAUACACGUCACUUGUGGAUUGGUUUAGACGAAUUGAAUGGAUUUUGGCGUUGGGCGGAUGGAGUCAAUUCUACUGCUAAUAACACUAAUUGGGGUACAAACCAGCCAGAGAAUAAUAACGAGAAAUGUGCGGUUGUUUUCCCUAAAAACAAUUGGACAAUUCAUGAUUAUCCUUGUGAUAAUCCUCCGCAUAAUUUUUCUUUUAUAUGCGAAAAGAAGAUAACUGAUCAAUGCUAACAUUUACAAAUGACCGAGAAAACACAUGAAUGCAAUUUUGUUGUAUUUUAUUGUUACGUUAUAACUAACGAAAUUACCAAUUUAUAUUUCAAAUAUGAAUGUUUUGAUUCUGCUUUCAUUCUUAAUUUUUGUGAAAUUAAUUUUUGGUUCUAACGGUUUUCAGAAGAAUUUCAUUUGAUAUAUUUUAAAUAGGUAUUUUUGUCUGAACGUAUUUUGUCAAUGCAUAACACAUUUAUCUGAUGAAAUGACUCUAUAUAUCCAACGAUAAUGGCUUUGUUCCUUGAUUGACUCAUGUACACAAAUUAGAAUGCAAAAUCGAUGCACAUCGAUGCUUGAACCCGGAAAAGCAUGCCCUGUUUAGGAACAAAAUGCUACGCCAGAGGCUGAAGUACUCACAAUAGGGUAUUGUUUUUGCAACCUUGGGGAGGUUACAAAAGUGUCUUGGUGACAUCUGUUGGUACGCUGAAUUACAUGAUACUAUCAAAACCAUUCUAUAUCAUUUUGAUAAGACUACAGUAAAGAAAUCAAGCGUCAUUCUCAACCUUAAUAUUUAUAAAAACAAUCAUAACAUAAACCAUAUGUUAUAUGUUCGGUCAUAAAACAAGCUAUCAAAUUUGGAGUAAACUAUCGUAAAGUUAGAAUACUUUUUGUUCCCGCGUAUAAUCUCAGUAUUAAUCUUAGUUGGAUUCAAAUUUUGGCCUGGUUUUUCAUUUUAUUCAAAGCUCGAAUUCGUCGCAUACUCGCUUCAAUAAAAUCUGGACCAAGUCUGUAUUGGUUGUAAUCUGUGUAACAGCAAAUCGUAAUUUUAAAGAUCAUUAGCAGUUUACUUUUGAAUUAUGAAUGAUUGGUGAUUUUAACAAAAUAACUAAACGUAGAUUCUGCUAUGCUGAGGAAAAUCAAUGAAGAUGUGAGUGGACGACGCUGUAAAUGUUAUUAUACUUUAUUUCGUUUAACGAGUCGCGCACAAAAAUUGUUUCUACAAUUAUUUUUAAGCCCACGUUGCCUUUAUGUUUUAUCAAGCUUUUAUAAAACUUUGCUAUCAUUUUAUUGUGUGUGUUUACAUCGUAUUUAAUUGUAAUUUCACUUUAUCAAUUAUAAAAAAUAAA
Styela clava is the source of this 1755-nucleotide messenger RNA. Its product is annotated as asialoglycoprotein receptor 2-like. The record is from RefSeq and is a predicted model, not a curated record. NCBI's taxonomy places the organism in Eukaryota, Metazoa, Chordata, Ascidiacea, Stolidobranchia, Styelidae.